AAGGCAGAUGGUAAAGAUGGCGGCUGCGGAUGGCGAGCCGGGCAGAAUGAGCAUAAAAGAAAAGGCAAAGCUGCAGUUAAGGAAGCUUGACAUUGGAGACAGAUUUUCCAGCAUUCAAUUACCAAAAGCUUCAGUUCUUAUCCCAUUGAUGGUCAAAGAUGGAAAGCUGUGUCUUCUUUUCACUGUUAGAUCAAUGAAGUUGAGAACAUCUCCAGGAGAAGUUUGCUUUCCAGGAGGUAGAAGGGAUCCAGCAGACACAGAUGAAGUUGCCACAGCUCUUCGAGAAGCUGAAGAAGAAGUGGGUCUCCUUCCUGAACAGGUGGAAGUCAUCUGUAGACUUGUUCCUGGAAUAGAUAAAACUCAUUCUAUCGUAACUCCAGUUGUGGCCCUCAUAGAAGACACUUUUCAAGCCCAACCAAAUCCAGAAGAAGUCAGUCAUGUGUUCUCAGUGCCGCUGGAAUAUUUUAUACAUCCUGGGAAACACAGUUUUCUGCCUUUAAAAAGAAAUGGACACGCUCCAUAUUUGAUGCAUUUCUUUGAAUACAAUGACCCAGAGCAUCAGGCGUCAUUUACCGUGUGGGGAUUGACUGCACAUUUUGCAGUCUUUGUUGCUGUUGCCAUUUAUGAGGAGAAACCGACAUUUGAAGUUGAAUUUGACCUGGAUAAUUUGAAUUCUUCAGCUGAGAAACACUUGAUGAUGCGCUACGAUAAUAUAAAAAGCAAACUUUGACAGGGAUUUGGCUUGGUCAGUGAUGCUGCAGAAUUAAUCAUUCACAUGGAUCAGAUAUUUUAGUUGGCCAAUGCAGAUGUUUCCAGGAAGCCCACAAGUGGAGCCUGAUGAAGACAUUGAACCUUGUUCCCCCUCAACUAACUUUCAGUGGCUUCCUAAUUCAGAAGAUAAAACUAUUGUGGCAAGCAGAAGAAUUCUGGAGA
Molecule: messenger RNA, 933 nt
Organism: Protobothrops mucrosquamatus (brown spotted pit viper)
Lineage: Eukaryota; Metazoa; Chordata; Lepidosauria; Squamata; Viperidae
Gene: NUDT7
Product: nudix hydrolase 7
Exons: 7
Coding region: 8-730 (240 amino acids)
Biological process (GO): coenzyme A catabolic process; nucleoside diphosphate metabolic process
Molecular function (GO): acetyl-CoA hydrolase activity; manganese ion binding; coenzyme A diphosphatase activity
Source: RefSeq, a predicted model, not a curated record